This is a messenger RNA of Aspergillus pseudonomiae, 1575 nucleotides long. RefSeq names its product cytochrome P450. Gene Ontology annotation, molecular function: monooxygenase activity; iron ion binding; oxidoreductase activity, acting on paired donors, with incorporation or reduction of molecular oxygen. The transcript has 3 exons. The record is from RefSeq and is a predicted model, not a curated record. Bases 1 to 1575 code for a protein of 524 amino acids. NCBI's taxonomy places the organism in Eukaryota, Fungi, Ascomycota, Eurotiomycetes, Eurotiales, Aspergillaceae.
AUGGAUUAUUCCCUGUCUUUGGCGCUCGACUAUAGCCUAAGAGGCUUUGCCGUCUCGCUAUUUGGUACACUGUGGAUAGCCCUGGUCUUUUGGUAUCUAGCGGCCUAUCUCAUUUCUCCUUUACGCAGGAUCCCUGGUCCUUUUCUCGCGGGAUGGACCAACCUCUGGCGGAUUUACCAUGUUACGCAGGGACAGUCUCAGGUGGUCCUCCAUGAGCUUCACCGGAAAUACGGCCCUGUGGUGCGUAUAGCCCCUAAUGUCGUCGACUUGGAUCUACCGGAGAUGAUCAAAACAAUCUACAACACGAAAGGGGACUAUCGAAAGACCGAAUUUUACCAUGGCAGUAGUGCCAAAAGCAACGGCCGAAUUAUUUACAACUUAUUCAGCGAGUGUGACCCUGAUAUCCACGCGCAGCAAAAGCGACCUAUUGCUAAAUAUUACUCCUUGACGGGUGUCCUGCCCCUUGAGCCUCAUAUUGAUGAGGUGAUCAACUACCUCUGUCAGAGGCUGGAAGAGGAGUUCAUCGAUGGAUCGAACGCUGGCACAACAUGCAAAUUAGACCAGUGGCUACUGUUCUACACAUGGGACGUGGUAGGACAAGCCACCUUCAGCGAGCCCAUCGGCUAUCUUAAGAACGGUUUUGACUUUGAUGGCACGAUCGCUAUCUCUGACACCGCCAUGGACUAUUUCUCUCUCGUUGGACAGCUUCCAGUCUUGGACCAUCUCCUGGACAAGAAUCCUAUUUAUCGAAUCGGGCCCCCGGCCUUCGGUAAUAUCACCAACAUCUCGAUACAACAUCUGCUUGACCGAUUGCAAGGCAAGGACACCAGCUACCACGACGCAAGUAAGCCCGAUUUCUUAGACAGGUUCAUCGAUGCCAAAGACAAAUACCCCAACGUUGUCGAUGACAGCCAAAUUAUCUCGUACCUCAUGAUCAACAUGAUCGCUGGUGCAGAUACAACAGCCAUCACGCUGAAUGCGGCCCUUUAUUUCGCUUUGAAGAACCCUCGGGUGUGGACACGCCUGCAACAGGAGGUUCUUGCCUGCCAAUCCAGUCUGGAUGCUGCACGGUCGGCCGUGCCAUACAACAUUGCAAGCGCCCUUCCGUACCUCAACGCGGUGGUCCGCGAGGCAAUGCGCAUGCAUCCCGGUGUCGCUAUGACCCUGGAACGGUAUGUGCCGCCUGGGGGGCUUACCCUACCAAACGGCCAGUAUAUCCCUCAGGGAUGCAUCGUCGGCAUGAAUCCGUAUGUCAUUGGUCGGAACCAGUCUGUCUGGGGCGAGGAUUCCGACGUGUUUCGCCCUGAGAGGUGGCUGCGUGACGAUUCCCGGGAGAGUGAGGAGGAGUAUCAGGCACGCUUACGGUUGAUGAAUAAUUCUGACCUUGCAUUUGGCGCCGGGAGCCGCAUAUGCAUUGGAAGAAACUUAGGUCUACUCGAAGUAUACAAGGUGAUGGCUACACUAAUCUCACGUUACGAUAUCCAGUUGGCUCACCCACACCGCGACUGGAAGACGCACAACAGCUUCUUCGUUCGACAAGAGGGCAUUGAUGUUAAGCUCUCUCGUCGCUCCUGA